Aedes aegypti (yellow fever mosquito) is the source of this 1203-nucleotide messenger RNA. It is a transcript of the gene mTerf3, whose product is annotated as transcription termination factor 3, mitochondrial. NCBI's taxonomy places the organism in Eukaryota, Metazoa, Arthropoda, Insecta, Diptera, Culicidae. Gene Ontology annotation, molecular function: double-stranded DNA binding. The transcript is spliced from 2 exons. The record is from RefSeq and is a predicted model, not a curated record. Gene Ontology annotation, biological process: regulation of DNA-templated transcription; mitochondrial ribosome assembly. Gene Ontology annotation, cellular component: mitochondrion. Bases 63 to 1127 code for a protein of 354 amino acids.
GAAAGGCUUAGUGUUUUUGUUUACGUUUCGUAAGCGAGUGAAUCAAUUCGGUGCGCCCAAAAAUGUACUCCGCAAUUAAAGUUUUUCGGCAUACCAAUAGACUAAAUAGCCAUUUCCGGAGAUUAUUAUCUUCAGAUGCGGUUGAGAAAGUUCCCAUCGUCACGAGUCGUCAAUCCAUCCAACAGUACGAAGAUGACUUGGAGAAGCAAUUCAAGCAAAUGCUACGCGACGAUGUUCGAUCAGUGCUGGAACCGGUUCCGGAGCAACAAUCCGUGGAAGUUUAUCCUCAUACGCGGCCGGCUUUCAAUUUCGCGGCUUAUGUGAACAAAUCCGAAACGCUGCAAAAGCUGGUUCAACUCGGUGUGGAUUUACAUAAACUGGAGAAACGGAAGGGAAUCCCGCAGUUCUUGCUCCAGCUGGAUUUCGAAAAGGAUAUGAAGCAGCACUUGAUGUUCCUGGCAGACAUUGGCGUUAAUCCGACCGAGUUGGGUGAGGUCAUUACUAAAAAUCCCUUGCUAUUCAAGGAGGAUCUCGGAAACAUGGAAGUCCGAAUCAACUAUCUCGAAUCGAAGCGAUUCGUUCCGGAGCAAAUAACGAGAAUAGUAACGAAGAACCCAUUCUGGCUUAUGAUAAGCACCCGGCGAAUCGAUAGGCGAUUGGGAUUCUUUCAAAGGACCUUCGAGCUGGUGGGCAAUGAGGUUCGCUCGCUGACGGCCAAACAGCCAAGGAUUAUAACAUACAACCUGGAACACAUACAGAAGAGUACCUUCUCGAUCAAAGAGGAGAUGGGAUUCGAUCAGACGGAGAUGAAAACUCUGUUGCUCAGCAAGCCUAAGCUGUGGCUGAUAAAUCAAGAUAAGCUCCUACAUCGCUUUGACUAUGUCCACCGAAGGAUGCAAGUUCCUCAUCGGGAAAUACUGAAAACUCCGGAAAUCUUGGAAUCGCGAGAUCAUCGCAUAAAACAGAGGCAUGGAUUCUUGAAAUUUCUCGGAAAAGCACAGUAUGACCCACAGAAGGAUUUGUACAUUUCUCUCAAAUCACUGGUGGAAGGUACCGAUGAAGAGUUCGUUAUCCAUACGGCCAAAUCGAAUAUGGAAUGCUUUGAAAACUAUUUGAAGACAUUGUAGUACAAAGUUUUUUGUUUAGAUAAAUUAUAUGAAUAAAACAACAGUUUUCCUUUUUGCUGUCGAGGAGCAAUUUGAA